AUGCCUUCUCACCCCGCGCGCUCUCUCUCUUCCUUCACUCUUUGCAAGUACAAGAUGAAGUGGGCCCCAUACGCUGCGCUUGCUGCGCCUGUGCUCGCCCAGUACGACGCGAAGCCGGAGCCAAGCAACAAGAAGCUUGUUUCGCCCAAUGAGCUGAUCAAGAAGAUCAAGCUCGAAGACUUGAUCGCCGGCUCUCAGAAACUCCAAGAUUUCGCUGAUGAGAACGGUGGAAACCGCGCAUUUGGUGGGGGAGGCCACAAUGCGACGGCCGAGUGGCUCUUCCAGACUCUGCAGGAGACGGGUUACUACGACGUCUACAAGCAGCCCUUCGUUGAGCUGUUUACGGCUGCGACCGUCAAGGCGACCGUCGCCGGCGCAGACAUUGCUGCCGACUAUCUCACCUUUGGCCCAUCUGGCGAAGUCAGCGGCAACCUCGUCAAGGUCAAUGCUCUUGGCUGCAAUGCCUCUGACUUCCCUGCCGGCGUCUCUGGCAACAUCGCCCUCAUCUCGCGCGGUGAGUGCACCUUUGGCAUCAAGGCCACCAACGCCAAAUCUGCUGGCGCUGCUGGUGCCAUCAUCUACAACAACAUACCCAACCAGCCCCUCUCCGGUACGCUCGGUGGCGACGGCAAUUAUGCCCCCGUUGUAGGAGUUACCCAAGAGGUCGGUAACAACCUCCUCUCCCAGGUUGGCAAUGGCACCGUCGCAGGCACCCUCUCCAUCAACGCCAUCCGCGAGAACCGCACAAACUACAACGUCAUCGCCGAGACCAAGCAAGGUGACCACGACAAUGUCCUCAUGAUUGGUGGACACACUGACUCCGUCUUCGCCGGCCCUGGCAUCAACGACGAUGGAUCGGGCACUAUUGGCACCCUCGUCACUGCCCUCGCCCUCACCGAGUUCAACAUCACGAAUGCUGUCCGUCUCGGCUUCUGGGGCGCAGAAGAGUUUGGUAAACUGGGAUCCUACUACUACAUGAAGACCAUCAACGGCUCCCUCGGUGGCAGCCUAGCUGAAGCCGCCAAGAUCCGCGCCUACCUCAACUUCGACAUGAUUGCCUCGCCCAACUACGUGCUCGGCAUUUACGAUGGCAACGGCGAUGCCUUCAACCUGACGGGCCCCGCCGGCUCCGACACCAUUGAGCGCGACUUUGAAAUCUUCUACGAGCAGCGCGGCCUCAACCACGUCCCCUCGCUCUUCUCCUUCCGCUCCGACUACGCCGCCUUCCUCGAGAACGGCAUCGCCUCUGGUGGCCUCUUCACCGGCGCCGAGGAAAUCAAGACUGACGAGGAAGCCCGUCUUUUCGGCGGCGAGGCCGGCCAGCCCCUCGACCCUUGUUACCACCGCCCCUGCGAUGACAUUGACAACCUCGACCAUGAUGCCUACCUAAUCAAUACCCAGAGCAUUGCAAACAGCGUGGCCAAGUACGCGCUUAGCUUCGAGGGUAUACCCAAGGCAAACUCGACCCUGCGCAAGAGACAUGCUGAGACGAGCCGCUUGAUGGCUCGUCUGGAUGACGGAGGACAUGCGCAUCACGGCCAGCCUUGCGGACAGGGUAAAAAUCUUUUGUAG
Messenger RNA from Plenodomus lingam JN3, 1572 nucleotides. RefSeq lists its product as uncharacterized. NCBI's taxonomy places the organism in Eukaryota, Fungi, Ascomycota, Dothideomycetes, Pleosporales, Leptosphaeriaceae. The record is from RefSeq and is a predicted model, not a curated record. Gene Ontology annotation, biological process: proteolysis. Gene Ontology annotation, molecular function: metalloexopeptidase activity; aminopeptidase activity.